GAAGCUACAGGAAAGAGCAACAGAAUACCAGUUUAUACAGAGGAUUUUCCAUAGACUAUUGAGAACGGAUCAGUAAUGUAGACAAUGCUAUUAUUUGUUCUAAUGUGAAUAAUCAUUUUUUUUUGGGGAGAAGCUUGUGUCAUUUCACCUUACGGGUAUGAAUAAUUGUGGGUUUGACUGUAUAUAACUACAUAUGUAUGAACUCAUUUUCACUAAUGCAGGCAUACGAGUACAUUAUGGACACGUUCUCUUUGAAAACAAAGCUUGUGUAACAGAUUGUAGUCACAUUUUUUGGGCUGAACUGGGCGCCUGCUCCAAAAGAACUCACGCUUAGAUAUUCCAUUUCUGACAUGAAUCUUUUCUGUGUGGAUUUCCUGAACGUUCCCGUGAUGAGGCAGCAGUUGCUCCUUCUGCUCUCCUCUCAGCUGUCACACCUGCUCCAGGGCUUGAGGCAGCAACGCCAAGCGUGUAGAAUUCGCCCACGCCUCAGAUUCUGGGGAGCGUUCUGGCAACGUGAUCCUUGGAGACCUCUGCCAGUAGCUCGUCCUGUAGUUCUGCCGCCUGAGGCCCAGAGUUCGGUACCUGUGGCUGAGCUCAGGGCCACUGUCACUGACAGCUCACUACAAAGCCCAGAUCGCUGUCCCAGCCCCGGGGUCAGGAGGUCACUCCCUGGGUCUUCUGUGGAAUGUGCCCUGUGAAAGUGUUGACUGCAAGUCCCAUCCAAAUGCCAACAGUGCUCCAGUAACUAGACGUGACCAAUUUGGACGACUAAAUAUGAGUAAGUAUGUUUCUGUGCUGUUGGAUCAGCCACAGGAUCAGCUGCCUGACCCCAAAUCCCAUCUUGCGGCGUUCAGAUGUUCGGACCUUCAGAUCCUGGGGAGAGUUUGUGGCCUGUGGUCACACCCACAGUCUAAACAGGGUGAGUCCGUGUGGGAAUGUGGAGCAGACUUCCUGGGCGCAUCUGAAAAAACACAGCUUCCUCUUGAUUCAGUAAUAAAUAGCUGCAACCUCUGAACCUGCUUCUCCUUCUACAAAUAAUCAGAGCUGGUGGAUCUGUUCCAGUCGUGUUCGAGCUCAGACAAAGGACCCGUUGGAGCAGCCCUGUCCAUUCUACCAGCAGUCAGCAGAUGCUCUGGUUCCAUUCCAGGUGUUUACAGAUGCAGGUGAUGUAGGCUGCUGUGGCCCAGAGAAGCUGCAGUCAGCCUAAACCUGAUCGUCUCACUUCAAACACUCACUUGAUCUGAACGAUUUCAGGGUAAAACUUUCAUUUGCACGUCUCAAAAGCAAACUACACUAGACAGCUUCUUUCUUUCCAUGUUGUUCGUCUCCCUGCGGUUUUGUUUAUAACUCCUAUAUUUGCUGUCUGUCUGCCUGCGUCUGCCACCAUAAUGACUGCAGGCUGCAUCCACGGCACACGUGCAACACAUUUUCCUCCAGCUUCUCUUGGUGGCAGCCUUUAUUUGGUGCUGGUGUUAGUGGCUUGUUCCUCCCUCAAGCUGGUUUGUCAGCCUGUAAAUCGGCGACGGAGCGGGUGGCGGCUGAUGAAGGCAGCAGACGAGGAACGAGGGAAGACUGCUCAGGACACGUUUAUGGCCCCCGGUGGCUGGAAUGACUCACUUCUAAUGAAACCUCAGCACCUUGAUGGCUGGACUCACCUUAGACUCACCAAGGAUGAGGCUGUGGUCAUGGGAUCAGUGUGGAGAGACGGCUGUGCUCCUUCUGGGCUUCCUGACACUGGCAGUGUCGGUGGGGAACCUGUCCACCAGGGGGCAGCAGGAGGAGGCGGUGGCGUCCAACAGUCUGGAGGAGGAGCUGGAGGUCACCACCUACUGGUGGGGCGAGUGGGCCAAGUGGACGGCCUGCACCCGGACCUGUGGAGGCGGAGUCAUGUUCCAGGAGAGACACUGCCUCAAGCAGAGGAAGAAGGUUGCUGCUUGGAAGGACAACAUGACCUGCACUGGGACUGCUAAGAAGUAUCACCUGUGCAACACCAGGGAGUGUCCUCCCACCGGGAGGAGCUUCAGGGAGGAGCAGUGCUGGUCCUUCAACUCCCACCUGUACAACGGGAGGAGCUACCAGUGGAAGCCUCUGUAUCCGGACGACUACGUCCACAUCUCCAGCAACCCCUGCGACCUCCACUGCACCACCACCGACGGCCACAGGCAGCUGAUGGUGACGGCGCGCGACGGCACUUCCUGCAAGUACAGCAGCUACCGAGGCGUGUGCGUGGACGCUAAGUGUGAGCCGAUCGGGUGCGACGGGGUGCUGUUCUCUUCCAACGCCCUGGAUAAGUGCGGGGUGUGUCAGGGGGACGGCAGCAGCUGCAGCAGAGUCACUGGGAACUUCCGCCGCGGGGCCACGACGCCGGGUUACUCUUUUAUCACUCAAAUCCCUGAAGGAUCAUGGGACAUUCAGGUCAUUGAGAGGAAAAAGUCUGCGGACGUUCUUGCGGUGACCGACCAGGCCGGAAACUUCUUCUUCAACGGCGCCUACAAGGUGGACAGUCCCCAGAACUUCCAUGCAGCCGGCACUGUGUUCAAGUACCGCCGGCCCAUGGACGUGUACGAGACCGGGAUCGAGUACAUUGUUGCCAAAGGCCCCAUCGACCAGGCCAUCAAUAUUCUGGUGUGGAAUCAGAACGGACGCACGCCGUACGUCACCUACGAGUACACGGUCCUCCGGGAGGCGCUGCCUCCCGUCCCACCUCCUCCUGUCUACACCGGCUCCGACUCCGUGGAGGUGGGGGGUCUGCUGGCUCCCAACAGCAGCGUGGACGCCGCUCUGGGCCCCGAGGACGAUGGGCGGAAGGGCCAAGAGACCAACGAGGUGUAUGAGGAGGAGGCAGGCGUUGGCCGUGAGCAGGAUGGAGCCGCUGCCUCCAAAGUCACAGAAGGGAACAGCAGCCACGCAGGCAGCACCGUCCUCCCUGCUCCUGCAGGUGGAGCCGUGGACACAGGACCCGAGAACCCGAACCUCAUCUGGAGGGUCCUGCUGGAAGGACAGGUCAAUGCUGACGAGCUGCUUAUUAACAUCUCAACCAAUCAGCUGCUGACUGAAGGAGACAGUCUGUUCUCCUCGGAGGUGGGACCGGCAGAGGUGGACCUCAGCGACCUGGAACAAGACGCGACCUUUGGCCUCAACGAGACGCUGGAGUUCACGCUGGGCCAAAAGCGCAAUGACAGCGGAGACGCUUUCUACCAGAACAAAACGGUGCCGAGUGGAGGGAGGACGUCCAGUCGCUCCAACAGAACCAGGGGAAACCAGAGGCUGUACCAGAAGAACCUGAAGCUGAGUCCUGCUGACAUGUAUCGCUGGAAGCUGUCGUCUCAGGAGCCGUGCAGCAUGACCUGCUCUAUAGGGGUGUCCAAGUCCUUCGUCACAUGUGUCCGUUACGACGGCGUGGAGGUGCACGAUAUGUACUGUGAUGCUCUGACCCGGCCGGAGCCGGUCCACGACUUCUGUAUAGGAAGAGAGUGUCAGCCCAGGUGGGAGGCCAGCAGCUGGAGCGAGUGCUCCAGGACCUGUGGGGACGGCUUCCAGUUCCGGCAGGUCCGCUGCUGGAAGAUGCUGUCGCCGGGCCUGGACAGCUCGGUCUACAGCGACCUCUGCACCACGGCCGACCUGGAGCGGCCCGCGGAGCGGCGAGCCUGCAAGAGCCCGGCCUGCGGCCCACAGUGGGAGGUGGCCGAGUGGAGCGAGUGUCCUGCUAAGUGUGACCGCAAGGCCCAGGUGAGCCGCGACGUGCGCUGCUCCGAGGAGAGCAGGCCGUGCGACCCGACGACCAAACCGCCCAACGUCAAGAACUGCACCGGGCCGCCCUGCGAGCGCCACUGGACCGUGUCCGAGUGGGGGCCUUGCUCUGGGCUGUGCGGCCAGGGGAAGAUGGUGCGUCACGUGUACUGUAAGGCUCCAGAGGGCCGCGUGGUCCCUGAGAACCAGUGUUCUGCGGAGAACAAGCCGCUGGCCAUCUAUCCGUGUGGCGAGAGGGACUGCGCUCCACACUGGCUGAGUCAGGACUGGGAGAAGUGUAACACAACCUGCGGGCGCGGCGUGAAGCGGAGGACGGUCCAGUGCGUCGGCAUCACUGGAGGAAAGUUCCACAUCUUUGACGACGAGGCGUGUGGAGGCAGCGAGAAGCCCGAGGAGGAGAGCACCUGCUUCGAGAGGCCGUGCUUCAAAUGGUUCACCACACCCUGGUCCGAGUGCACCAAGACGUGCGGCGUGGGCGUGAGGAUGAGGGACGUGAAGUGUUACCAGGGCAGGGAGCUGGUCCGAGGCUGCGACCCCCUCACCAAGCCGGUGGCCAAGCAGACCUGCACGCUGCAGGCCUGCCCCACCGAGCCGCCAGAUGAGAGCUGCCAGGAUCGUCCCUCCACCAACUGCCUCCUGGCGCUGAAGGUGAACCUGUGCAGCCACUGGUACUACAGCAAGGCCUGCUGCCACUCGUGCCGCGCCGUCCGCCCGCCGCCGUCGUAGGGCCGGAGGCCACGGCCGCUCUCCAGCACCACCACCGCCAGAAGCCGCUGGAUGCCUGGAUUCAAUGAUCUCUGGAGUUUCUGGCCUCACGCUAUCGCAGCAGUUUUCUUCCAGUUUCAUUUCCACCCACGUUUCGCUCUCGCACCCGACUCAGGCAGAACACUGGUCUGAGACCAGGCUGGAUGACACAGUGUGGGGCCAAAGCGGCGUCUUGACAGCAGCGCCUGUGAGACGAGCAUGUUUUACUUAAUCACUUGAGCUUAAUGCUCAUCUCGUCUCCCCUUAUUAACAUCUAACAUCUAAUCUGACAUAUGAGCAGCUGAAGCAACCUGGAGCGGACAGUGUUCACGGCCUCAUUGUUGGUGCAUUCAUCGCUAGUUAUUUCCCCCUGACUAUACUGCAUGACUAGAACCUGUAAGUCCUAUUGAAUGGUGUCUGGCAGGAAGCAGCUCGGUGCCGACACCUGUGGGACGUGGAAGCAUAUUCAGUAGUGGUUUCUUCAUUUAUCGUGACGGUCCUGAUGCCAUCGGGUCAAAUGAUGCCAGUUCUGCUGUGUGUGUCGACACAGACAGAAGGAGUCCUGACACUUGAAGUACGGUUUAAAUGUAUCCAAACCGUACAUGUCUCACCUUUAACUCGUGUACUGUGCCUUUAUAUAAGUGAUACCUCUUUGAACAAAACAUACGUAUGGAGACUUUGUUCUGUUGAUGAUAAAGUCAAAACCUGAAGAUUCUGACUUGUAUUUCAAUAAAUUACAGUUCAAAUCAC
Molecule: messenger RNA, 5244 nt
Organism: Betta splendens (Siamese fighting fish)
Lineage: Eukaryota; Metazoa; Chordata; Actinopteri; Anabantiformes; Osphronemidae
Gene: adamtsl2
Product: ADAMTS-like 2
Exons: 19
Coding region: 1642-4476 (944 amino acids)
Biological process (GO): extracellular matrix organization
Cellular component (GO): extracellular matrix
Source: RefSeq, a predicted model, not a curated record